This is a messenger RNA of Polychytrium aggregatum, 3792 nucleotides long. RefSeq names its product adenylate and guanylate cyclase catalytic domain-containing protein. The record is from RefSeq and is a predicted model, not a curated record. Gene Ontology annotation, molecular function: adenylate cyclase activity. The transcript has 16 exons. Gene Ontology annotation, biological process: cyclic nucleotide biosynthetic process; adenylate cyclase-activating G protein-coupled receptor signaling pathway; intracellular signal transduction. The coding region runs from base 1 to 3624 and encodes 1207 amino acids. Lineage: Eukaryota; Fungi; Chytridiomycota; Chytridiomycetes; Polychytriales.
AUGUCCGAUAACAUUUCUCCUCCAACGGUCCUGAGCAGCGACUCGCAAAGCACGGACGAGAUUCCAAAGACCACACCCAACAUUCGCAUCACUGGAUGCGAGUCCGGGCGACUGUCGGAAUCCGUGCGAAAGCCGUUCCCCGUACGGGGAUGGGGGCUGAAAAAGUCGGUGAGCCACACCGCACCCAAGCUCAUGACUCGAUCCCUGGGCAACGUUCUUUCCGAGCAAGGCGACGGUGCGAGCUCGACAGCGGUCGCCACCCCCGCUAAAAAGGCCGUCGUGACCUUGAAAGACCCAGAGCAGGGAGAUGCCCCGACGUGGAGUGGCAAGGGGCGCCGGCAUUCAAAAUCGAGUGCCAAGUCGCUCGAUGGCCGAAGCAGUAGCCUCUCCCUGACCCGUAGCGGGCAAGAUAUCCCGAGUCUAUCCAUGAUCGCUGUCUCGAUUCUGCAGCCCUCCAAUACCGUCCUCACACCGACAGACGACGAUGGCGUCGUGGCCGUUCCCACCAAAGAAGCCAAGCGCUUGGACACGGAAUUCAAGCGCACAAGCUUCCGCAAAGAGAGCGGCUCUGUCAUUGCGGAAUCAGCACAGUCAUCCAAGCCCGUCGUUGCCAUCGCGGAAGACGACGAAGAUUACGAGGUCUUUCCACGGGCACGUACCAUGUCGAUGGGGGCCCGCGUCAAACAGGAUCUGCUCAUGAGCAAGUUCGAGGAAUGGACGGCCAAGAGGAGCUUUGUCGAGUUUGUGAAGGCACUGAUGGCCGGCAAGCUUCACGUCCAGGAUGAGUUCGACCAGCAGUUGACGCGGCAGUACUUUUUGUACUAUUACAGCUCCUACUCAAACAAGUGGCGCGUUCUCGAUCUCUUGGCAAUCUUCAUAUUCAUCCUCUCCAUUGCCUACAACCUUGUCUUGGCGACUCCGAAGGUUGCAAUCUACGAUCCUGUGAACAUUGUGUGCUUCGUGAUGAUUUUUCUUGCAGCGCUGGAGCUCGGUGUCUCGUAUCUUCCUGGACAUCGGUCAUAUGGAGCUACCGUCCAUUUGAUCAUGAUUUUGCUGUUUGGAAUCUGCCUCGCCAGUCUCGAGGUUAUGGUGGAGAACACCAAUCCUGGGGGAUAUCUCUUUGUGUACACCGACAUCUGCCAGCCACACUUGACGAUAUUCCUGAUUGGAACAUGCGUGACCAUCAUCGACAUUGCGCUCAUGUACUAUCACGUCUACUGGAUGAAUCCAAUAAUCACCGGGACCGAUGGGAUGCCAACACAUCUCCUGGAGGAGUGCCGGUCGGGUAUAUGCUGUCCCUGCAAGAUCUUCUCAAACGGGCUACUCUACAUGUGCGGCAAUCUCUUUGGAUGGGCAUAUGCAUUCAGCUCAUGGCACUACACACGCAAAGCCUUCAUGAAUACGAAGCAUAUGAUUUCAUGCCAGCGCAAGUUUCUGGAAUGCCAGAUCGCGGCAGAGACGAUUGCUGUCUCGAUCGUCCCAGCAAAGAUAUGGAAGGACAUUUCGGGAGAGAAAACCCACGGCAAUUCCGACGUGUUCCACAAGUCCAAGGCCUACAAGUUCACCGACGUUACGAUUCUCUUUGCCGACAUUGUCGGCUUUACCAAUCUAUCUUCAAAGAUGGAGGCCGUCAAUCUCGUGCGCCUGCUCAACACCAUCUUUUUGGGAUUCGAUCAGCUGAUUGAUGUGUACGGCCUUGAGAAGAUCAAAACCAUCGGAGACGCCUAUGUCUUUGUUUCGGGGCUGCCGGACGAGAUUGCUCUGCACGAGCUCAAGACGAUUAUCGUUGCACAGCGCAUGAUGGAGAUUUUGAAGAGGCUGAGCGAGGCAGAGAAGCUCUCGCUACAGCUGCGUGUAGGAAUACACACCGGCGAGGUUUUGGCAGGGCUGAUUGGAGAGGCCAAACUCUGCUUUGAGAUAUGGUCGCCAGAUGUGUCUGUAGCAUCAGUUAUGGAGCAGACUUCCGAAGUUGCACGUAUCCACAUGACCGAAGUCACCUAUGAGUCGGUUUCAGACUGCGUACGAUGCACCCCCGGGCAGGUCGUCGAGGUGAUCGGAAAGAGCUACAAGACCUACUUUGUGGACAGCUUGAUCGAGUCCGAAGUUCACGCCCGGUUGAACAGCGACGGGAAUCUGGAGCAAAACAAACGUCCGAUGGACAUGGAGGAGCUGCUCGAUAUCGACGAAGAAGAAGAGCUGCUGAACAUGGACUCGACUGUAAAGUUUGAGAACCAGGUCCACUGGCUCUGGCGGACCUUCAUCGAUGCAGACAUGGAGAUGGAGUACCAGCGCACCUAUGUUGCCAAGCUCCACGGAAAGUUUGCAAGCACCAUCUCUAUUUUGAUUGCGCUGCAGGUUCUCCUGGCCAUCGCGCAGAUCCUCAUAUUUACGGACUGCCUGAUCAUCCUGCUCUAUAGCGCAAUCGUGAUCAUGAUUCUGGUCUUUUUCUUUGGCGUCCUGUGCACGAAAAUCUUCCGAGAAGAUGCAAAGACGGGACUCUACCAUAAGGCCCUUCAUAUCCAUAACAAACUCGACUAUUCCAUCCUCGCGACAGCGCUGAUAUCAUGCAUGUUCCUCGGCACCCUCGCCCAACUAUCGAUUGUGCAGUCGCUCAGUGACCACGAGAAGCAGUCUCGGACGCCGUACAUUUACGCCUAUGGAUACGUGAUCAUGAUGCUCAGCACACUGUUCACGCGCGUGCACUUCACCCUCCUGUCUCUGGCCUCCCUGAUCUUCUCGUGCUUUUUGAAUCUCGCCGUCGUGGUCAUGAACAUCUCCGGGAUGUCCAACUUUAUCAUAUUCAACGUCGGCCUGCUGAUGAUGGUGGUCUGGAUUCUUCGGUCGAUGGAGACUUAUGUGCGGAUAAACUACCUGAAGAAGCGAGAGCUGCUGCAGAAGCAGUACGAGACCGACGAUACCCGAGCAAAGUCUGAGAAACUGCUCUACAAACUGCUACCAAAGACUGUCGUAGAUCGGCUGAAAACAGAGCCCAACAAAGUUAUUGCGGAUGCCAUACCCGAGGCCGGCAUCAUGUUCUGCUCUUUGCAUGGCCUGAACAAAGAUACCGAGCCAGACUCCAUGGCGAUCCUGAACGACGUGAUUUGCAGAUUCGACCGAAUGCUUGACAUGUACGGGAUCGAGAAAAUCAAGACUAUCGGGAGCACCUACAUGUGCGUUUCGGGGCUCCCCAGAGAGCAACUCAAGGAAGUCGCCGCAGGACGCCGCCAGUCCCUCUUUGUCAAGCCAAGGGCCUCGACGUCCCAGCAGGCGGCUCACUACACAAACCUGGUCAGCUUUGCCAUUGCGAUCAUGAAGAAGCUCAGCGUGAUGAACAGCGACCCUGGGCGAAAACCCAUCAAGGCAAGGAUCGGUAUCGAAGUCGGGCCAAUCGUCGCUGGGGUCAUCGGCAAGCGCAAGUUCGCCUUUGAUGUCUGGGGAGACACCGUCAACACAAGUUCGCGAAUGGACUCAACGGGUGUCAUCGGCUCGAUCCAGGUCACGGAGAAGGUCGCCAGGCUGAUCGAGUCUGAUUUCCAGCUUCAAGAACGAGGGCUCGUCUAUGUCAAGGGCAAGGGCGAGAUGAAGACCUUCUUUGUCGAGGGCAGGAAAGGCGCGGCUUCGUGAGAAAGGCUUCGAGUGGCUCUUGUGCGGCUCUGCGGACAGCGGGCAUUCGCGGACAGCUCAAUCUCACCGAUGCUGCGUUGAGCAAAGACCAGUACACCUAUACCGACAUUUGCACCUCUUAUCCGCAUCCAUGGCCGUGUUGGCCCAGUUGCCAGCGGUGUCCUUCGA